Hemibagrus wyckioides is the source of this 1469-nucleotide messenger RNA. Its product is annotated as inhibitor of growth protein 1-like. Gene Ontology annotation, biological process: positive regulation of DNA-templated transcription. The transcript is spliced from 2 exons. The record is from RefSeq and is a predicted model, not a curated record. Lineage: Eukaryota; Metazoa; Chordata; Actinopteri; Siluriformes; Bagridae. Gene Ontology annotation, cellular component: nucleus. Bases 305 to 1156 code for a protein of 283 amino acids.
CCCCAAGUGUUUGAAACUACCCGGAGGAUCUCCACGCUGGGAUCAAGUAAUGCGACACGGACAUUUUCACUCCUGAACAGACUGCCAUUUAAAUAUUUCAUAUCGGCUUGCUUGUUUAUUGCUCUGAUUGGGGUUCGUGAUCGGCAUUUUUCCCCCCUGCUUGAAGUUUCUGUUUGGAUGCUUGUAGGGCGGUUUAGCAGUGCGUUGUCCUGAGGAUAAUCUACUCGCGAGCUAUAAAUGCGUUUUGGUGUAGCCGUUUAAUGGACCGAGCAUCUGAAGUAAACAGUCGGAGAUAAAAAGAAAAAUGUUAAAUACAGCCAACUGGGACCCACUGCAGGUUACUAACUAUGUAGCGGAAUAUCUGGACUUGGUCGAAUCGCUGCCGUUCGACCUACAAAGAAACGUGUCUCUCAUGAGGGAGAUCGACUCUAAAUAUCAAGAGAUCCUCAAAGAGUUAGAUGACGCAUACCAGAAACACAGGCAGGAGGAGGACCCUGUCCAGCGGCGUCGCCUUCUGCACUGCAUCCAACGUGCACUGAUCCGCAGCCAGGAAUUGGGAGAUGAGAAGAUCCAGCUUGCUGGACAGAUGGUGGAGUUGGUGGAGAACCGCAGCCGGCAGGUGGAUGCUUUCGCAGAGCUUCUAGAAGUCCAGCACGAACCCCACGACGUGACCUCCGUGACAGCUGUCGUAAACCCUGGUAAACGGCGCGAGGAAGAGAAACGCAGAGAAGAGACUCCAGGUUCGGUGGAAAGAUUGGCGAGUGCCAGCAAGCGCUCAAGGAGGCAGAAAAACAACAGCAAUGAGAACCGAGAGAUGAUUCAUAAUGACCGUGAUGAAGUGACCAGAGAGAAACGGGCCAAAACGUCGAAGAAGAAGAAGAGAUCCAAAGCAAAGCAGGAGAGGGAGGCGUCACCGGCUGACCUGCCCAUCGAUCCCAACGAGCCCACGUACUGUCUCUGUGAGCAGGUAUCCUAUGGGGAGAUGAUCGGCUGUGACAACGAUGAGUGUCCCAUCGAGUGGUUUCAUUUCUCCUGUGUUGGUCUUAACCAUAAGCCCAAGGGGAAAUGGUAUUGCCCAAAGUGCAGGGGUGACACAGAAAAAACCAUGGACAAAGCUCUGGAGAAAUCCAAAAAGGAGAGAGCAUAUAACAGGUAGCCGUAUACCUGUUGAACUGUCAAUAUUUUUUAUUUAUUUUAUAUAUUUGUUUAAUGCUAGGAAUAAUUUCUUUGUCAAUUUGUCACCUUAAUCUACAUUUUAGAAUUUAUUUACUACCCAACAGCACUAAAAGGGCUUAAACUCAAACCUCCUGAGUUUAAGUUUUUUUUUUUUUUUUUUUAAUGUGACGGUGAUGUUUUCAAAGAAGUAUUUGACCUCCAUUUCUUUUCUUAUUACUUGAACAGUAUGGGUGACAGAAGUAUUUUAUGAAGGCACUCACAGCAUGGCUAUUAUGUGUUAAGUGUUUAAGUAG